UAAUUAUCUAAAAAUAUAAAUAUUAUCUCUUAUUUUAAUCGUAUGAUGACCAGUAAAUUUUAAUCAUUAUCACUGAGCUCGGUAUCCUUGGUAAAACUGGGGUAUAAAAAAAUCUAAUAUGUAAAAGUCACGUGUGCACUAUUUCCGCUAAAUUUAAAUAAAAAAAAAACAAAAGAAUUAAAAAUUUUACAGGUUAACCUUACCUCGGGCUAAACUACAUUAACCUGUAAAACCUCCCUAUCCUCGGUAAACUUUGAAUCAAUUUUCCACAUGGAUUUUACAGUUUAAAUCAUUUUUAUGUGGAGUAAAUAAAAAGUAUAUAUAAGGAAGUCAAAUAACUAAAAAGUUUACCAUUUAUAAAAUUUAGUAUUAAAAAGUCCUUUUCUUUGUUUUAUUUAUAUCAAUAUAUAUAUCUGGUUAUAUAUAUAAUUUUACAUCAAUUAAAAAUGGCUUACACUACCAAUACAGUCAGCUCUGCUGCUGGUCCUGAUCCAAAAUCUUUAUUAGCCAAAGAAAGAGCUACAAAUGCUUGGGAUCCCGUUAAAAUGCAUUACUUUUUAGAAGGUUCUGCUGAAAAAGCUGAAAUGAUUAAAAGUUUAACUCAACAAAUGGAAAGAGAUCCAAUCUUGGCUGCCGAUUACAACUAUUAUGAUUUAACUAAAGAACAACAAAGACAAUUAACUGCUGAAAAAAUUAGUCGUGUUGCAAGAUAUAUCGAAGUUGAAUCUUUCCAAGAUUUUAACAGAAGAUUGUCUCUUAUUGGGGUCUUUGAUCCUCAAGUUUCAACCAGAAUCGGGGUCAAUUUAGGUCUUUUCAUCUCUUGUCUUAGAGGUAAUGGUACCUUUGAUCAAUUACAAUAUUGGGCUUUAGGUAAAAAUACUGCUUAUAUUAGAGGUAUUUAUGGAUGUUUCGCCAUGACUGAAUUAGCUCAUGGUUCAAAUGUUAUGGGUUUAGAAACUACUGCUACUUUUGAUAGAGAAACUGAUGAAUUUGUUAUCAACACUCCUCAUAUUGGUGCUACUAAAUGGUGGAUUGGUGGUGCUGCUCAUUCAGCUACUCACUCUACUGUUUAUGCCAGAUUAAUCGUUGAUGGUGAAGAUUACGGGGUUAAGACUUUCGUUGUUCCAUUAAGAGAUUCAAACCAUGACUUAACUCCAGGUGUCACUGUUGGUGAUAUUGGUGCUAAGAUGGGUAGAGAUGGUAUUGAUAACGGUUGGAUUCAAUUUUCAUCGGUUAGAAUUCCAAGAUAUUUCAUGUUACAAAAAUUCUGUAAAGUUUCAAGAGAAGGUGAUGUUGUCUUACCUCCAUUAGAACAAUUAUCUUAUUCCGCUUUAUUAGGUGGUAGAGUUAUGAUGGUUUUAGAUUCUUACAGAAUGAUUGCUAGAAUGUCAACCAUUGCUUUAAGAUAUGCCAUUGGUAGAAGACAAUUCAAAUCUCAAGCUGCUGAAGAAUCUGAAGAAGAUAAUGUUCCAGAAACUCAAUUACUUGAUUACCCAUUACAUCAAAGAAGAUUAUUACCAUUCUUAGCUGCUGCUUAUGUUGUUUCAGCCGGUGCUCUUAAGGUUGAAAGAACUAUUGAAGAAACUUUGAAUGAAUUAGAUGAUGCCGUUGAUUCAAAUGAUGAAGAUGGUAUAUUAAAAUCUAUUGAUGCCAUGAAAUCUUUAUUCAUUGAUUCAGGUGCCUUAAAAGCUACUUGUACUUGGUUAGCUGCUGAAACCAUUGAUCAAUGUAGACAAGCUUGUGGUGGUCACGGUUACUCUUCUUACAAUGGUUUUGGUAAAGCUUAUAACGAUUGGGUUGUUCAAUGUACCUGGGAAGGUGAUAACAACGUUCUUGGUAUUAACAUUGGUAAACCAAUUGUUAAACAUGUCUUGAAUGUUAUUGAUAACGGUAAGGUUGUUAAAGGUUCUUCAGCUUUCUUAACUCACACUAAAGAUUUUAUUGGUGCUAAUGCUAAGAAAACUUACUUAAACUCUCUUGCUGAUGUUGGUGACUUAAAGAAACUUAUUAAAGCUAUUGAGGUUGCUAUUAUCAGAUUGACUUAUGAAGCUUCUGAAACUCAAAGAAAAACUUCCUUUGAUUACAUUGGUGCUGAAAUGGUUAACAUUACUAAAUUAAAGGCUCACCAUUAUUUAUUAGAAGAAUAUUUAAGAAGAGUUGAAGAAUUUGAUGAUGCUUCAUUAAAACCAUACUUAAUCUUAUUAGGUAAAUUAUAUGGUGCUUCCAUUGUUUUAGAUAAAUUCUCUGGUAUUUUCUUAACCUUCAAUGUUAUCUCAACUGAAUUAGUUGGAAAAUUAUCUGCUGAAUACAUUCCAAAAUUAUUAGCUGAAAUCAGACCACACACUGUUGCAUUCACUGAUUCAUUCCAACAAUCUGAUAUGAUUAUUAACUCUGCUAUUGGUAAAUUCGAUGGUGAUAUCUAUGAAAACUAUUUCAGUAUCGUUAAGGCUCAAAACCCACCAAGAGCACAUAAGGCUCCAUACUCUGCUGCUUUAGAAGCUAUGUUAAAUAGACCAAGCUUAGAUGAAAGAGACAGAUUUGAUAAAACUCAUGAAGCUGCUGAAACUUUAUCAAAGUAAAUGAUUUGAUUGAUUGAUGACUUGUUUUUAUUCUAAUUCUAGUUUAUUUUAUUUAUUAUUUAAGUUUUUAUAUAUAUAAAUCCAGAAGUUAUGUAAUGUUAAUUAUUU
Messenger RNA from Scheffersomyces coipomensis, 2687 nucleotides. RefSeq names its product acyl-CoA oxidase (gene POX1-3). Gene Ontology annotation, cellular component: peroxisome. The transcript has a single exon. Bases 447 to 2579 code for a protein of 710 amino acids. Lineage: Eukaryota; Fungi; Ascomycota; Pichiomycetes; Serinales; Debaryomycetaceae. Gene Ontology annotation, molecular function: fatty acid binding; acyl-CoA oxidase activity; FAD binding. Gene Ontology annotation, biological process: fatty acid beta-oxidation using acyl-CoA oxidase; lipid homeostasis. The record is from RefSeq and is a predicted model, not a curated record.